Messenger RNA from Fukomys damarensis (Damara mole-rat), 6274 nucleotides. It is a transcript of the gene Palm2akap2, whose product is annotated as PALM2 and AKAP2 fusion. NCBI's taxonomy places the organism in Eukaryota, Metazoa, Chordata, Mammalia, Rodentia, Bathyergidae. The transcript is spliced from 12 exons. The record is from RefSeq and is a predicted model, not a curated record. Gene Ontology annotation, biological process: regulation of cell shape. The coding region runs from base 124 to 4038 and encodes 1304 amino acids. Gene Ontology annotation, cellular component: membrane.
CUGCCAGAGGCCCCUCGGCUGGCAUCUGUUCGGCACAGGCGCCACCUCGCUCUGCUUGGGCUUCAGCGCGCGUGGCCAGCGAGGAGCGCCAGCUGUGAGCCCAAGAGGCUCGCCGGCCCCAGGAUGGCAGAGGCGGAACUGCACAAGGAGAGGCUGCAAGCCAUAGCAGAAAAAAGAAAGAGACAGACAGAAAUAGAAGGCAAACGACAGCAGCUUGAGGAGCAGGUACUCCUGCUGCAGCAUUCCAAGUCCAAAGUGCUUCGGGAAAAAUGGCUGCUGCAGGGUAUACCCGCUGGAACGGCCGAGGAGGAGGAAGCCCGGCGGCGACAGUCUGAGGAGGAUGAGUUCAGAGUCAAGCAACUGGAAGAUAACAUUCAAAGGCUGGAGCAGGAAAUACAAGCGCUCGAAAGUGAAGAGUCCCAGAUAUCUGCCAAAGAGCAAAUCAUCCUAGAGAAGCUAAAGGAGACAGAAAAAUCCUUCAAGGACUUUCAGAAGAGCUUGUCCACGGCGGAUGGAGCUGUGUACGCCAUGGAAAUUAAUGUGGAGAAAGACAAACAAACAGGAGAGACCAAGAUUCUCUCUGCAUCUACCAUUGGCCCAGAGGGGGUCCAUCAGAGAGGAGUCAAAGUCUAUGACGAUGGUACCAAAGUAGUGUAUGAGGUGCACUCGGGAGGCACCAUAGUAGAAAAUGGAGUGCACAAAUUAAGUGCAAAGGAUGUUGAAGAGCUCAUUCAGAAGGCGGGACAAUCAAGCUUCAAAGGAGGGCACCUGUCAGAGAGGACUGUGGUUGCUGAUGGAAGCCUUGGCCACCCUAAAGAACACAUGCUCUGCAAAGAAGCCAAGUUAGAAAUGGUGCAUAAGUCUAGGAAAGAUCAUGCUUCUGGGAACCCAGGGCAACACACCCAAGCCCCCAGCACAGAAGAGCCAGAGGCAAACUCAGAUCAGCCAGUCACCAUGAUCUUUAUGGGCUACCAAAAUAUUGAGGAUGAAGAGGAGACUAAAAAGGUGCUAGGCUAUGAUGAAACCAUCAAGGCUGAAUUGGUCCUCAUUGAUGAAGACGAUGAGAAGUCACUAAGAGAGAAGACAGUGACAGAUGUGUCCACCAUUGAUGGAAACGCAGCUGAGCUUGUGUCUGGGAGGCCGGUCUCGGAUACCACAGAACCCUCAUCCCCAGAAGGGAAGGAAGAGAGCCUGGCCACGGAGCCAGCCCCAGGAGUUGGGUGGCAGAGUGCACUUGUGCAGGGAGUGGAGGCAGCCUCGGGAGCUGCAGAAACCUCCGGCCCAGACAUGACUAUCAAGAAGCCUCCCCAGCUUUCUGAGGAUGAUAUCCAGUUAAAAAGUGAGAGAGACAACAGUAGCGCCAAUCUCCUGCUGGAGUCUGCUACCAGCUCUCUUCCUCCAGAUCACAAAAACAUGGAAAUUGAGGUGUCUGUUACAGAAUGUAGUAAAAGUGUUCCAGGAAUCGCCUCCAGUCCUCAUUCCAUGGACCUCUCUUCCCCUUUCUAUUCGCCUCCACACAAUGGCCUCCUCACCCAUCACCACGAAUCCCUGGAUAACGACGUGGCCAGAGAGAUCCGGUAUCUAGACGAGGUGCUGGAGGCCAACUGCUGUGACUCUGCUGUGGAUGGAACUUACAACGGAACAUCCUCCCCAGAGCCCAGUGCAGUGAUCCCGGAGGGCAGCAUAAGCCCACCCGCCCACACAGCCACCCAGCCGGAGCCCGCUGACGGAGUAGUAGGCAGGCAGACUCUGCCUCACGUCGAGCUCAGUAGAAGCCCCUCCGACGCCAUGGCAGAAGGGGAAAGGGCGAAUGGCCACUCCCCUGACCAGCUUGCAGAUGUGCUGGGGGACAGCCUGCAGGCACCCGUGAGCCCCAGCUCCUCCACCAGCUCCCGCUGUUCUUCCCGAGACGGGGAAUUGACACUCACCACCCUGAAGAAGGAAGCCAAGUUUGAGCUUCGUGCCUUUCAUGAGGACAAGAAGCCCUCCAAGCUCUUUGAGGAGGAUGAACGUGAGAGGGAACAAUACUGUGUCCGGAAGGUGAGGCCUUCAGAAGAGAUGCUGGAGCUGGAGAAGGAGAGGAGGGAGCUCAUCCGGAGCCAGGCAGUGAAGAAGAAUCCCGGAAUUGCGGCAAAGUGGUGGAAUCCUCCUCAGGAGAAAACCAUUGAGGAGCAGCUGGACGAGGAACAUCUGGAGUCGCACAAAAAGUACAAGGAGCGCAAGGAGAGAAGGGCGCAGCAGGAGCAGCUGCUGUUACAGCAGCAACUACAGCAGCAGCAGCAGCCGCAGCGCCCCCCAGCACAGCUCUGCACAGCCCCAGCUUCCUCCCACGAACGUCCCGUCAGCGUCAGUGGGACUGAAAAUGCAAAGGAGGACAUUGUCACAGAGCAGAUUGACUUCUCAGCAGCACGCAAACAGUUCCAGCUGAUGGAGAAUUCCAGGCAAGCGGUGGCCAAGGGCCAGAGUACACCUCGGCUGUUCUCUAUCAAGCCUUUCUACAGGCCUCUGGGGUCCAUCAACUCUGACAAGCCAGCCACCAUCCUAAGACCAGCUUCCAUGGUGGGACCUCCAGAAGACAGUGCGUCGGCAGCCAAGGGGCAGAAAGAGCCCUGUGUGCCAGGGACUCAGUCAGGUGGAGGAGGCCCAGGCACUGCCACACCUCAGGGAAAGGAAGGGCCUUACAGUGAGCCCUCCAAACGCGGGCCCUUAUCGAAACUGUGGGCAGAGGAUGGAGAGUUUACGAGCGCCCACGCUGUCCUCACUGUGGUCAAGGAUGAUGACCAUGGGAUUUUGGAUCAGUUUUCAAGAUCGGUCAAUGUCUCUUUGACCCAAGAGGAGCUUGACUCAGGUUUGGAUGAGUUGUCGGUGAGGUCCCAGGAUACCACUGUCCUGGAGACCCUGUCCAACGAUUUCAGCAUGGACAACAUCAGUGAUAGCGGUGCCUCCAAUGAGACAACCAAUGCCCUCCAGGAAAACUCGCUGGCUGAUUUCUCUCUGCCUCCGACUCCACAAACGGACAACCCCUCAGAGGGCCGAGAAGGGGUCUCGAAGUCAUUUAGUGAUCAUGGUUUCUAUUCCCCUUCCUCUACCCUAGGAGAUUCUCCGUCUGUGGAUGACUCCUUGGAAUAUCAGGCUGGUCUUCUGGUGCAGAAUGCCAUUCAACAAGCCAUAGCUGAGCAGGCAGAUAAGGCUGUGCCCCAAACUAGCGAGGAUGGAGCAGAACGGCGGGGACCAGAAGCAACUCUGGAGGAAGCUGAAACCAGCUCCAAGAAGCCUCAGAGCAUGUUUGAGCCACCUCAGGUGUCCUCUCCUGUUCAAGAAAAAAAGGAUGUAUUACCAAAGAAUCUACCUGCGGAGGACAGGGUGCUCAGGGAAAGGAGGCCCUCCCAGCUGCCGCCAGCUGUGCAGCCCAGCGGCCCAGUCAACAUGGAGGAGACCAGGCCUGAAGGAGGCUACUUCAGCAAGUACUCAGAGGCAGCUGAGCUGAGAAGCACAGCCUCCCUCCUGGCCACUCAAGAGUCUGACGUGAUUGUUGGCCCCUUCAAGCUGAGGUCAAGGAAGCAGCGGACUUUGUCCAUGAUCGAGGAAGAGAUUCGAGCUGCCCAGGAGAGGGAAGAAGAGCUAAAGCGGCAGAGACAAGUGCUGCAGAGCGCCCCAAGCCCGCGGACCAAGAAUGCUCCGUCGCUGCCCUCCAGAACCUCCUGCUACAAAACCGCCCCAGGGAAAAUAGAGAAAAUCAAACCUCCUCCAUCCCCCACAACUGAAGGCCCCAGAUCACAGCCUGACUUAGCCCCCGAAGAGGCUGCCGGAACCCAGCGGCCCAAGAAUCUGAUGCAGACCCUCCUGGAAGACUAUGAGACACACAAAUCUAAGAGGCGCGAGAGAAUGGAUGAUAGUAGUUACACCUCUAAGUUACUGUCUUGCAAGGUGACUUCCGAGGUCCUUGAGGCCACACGAGUAAACCGAAGAAAGAGCGCACUGGCCUUGCGCUGGGAGGCAGGGAUCUACGCCAACCAGGAGGAAGAAGACAAUGAAUAAGUUUCCUUUGGCCUAGGAAACUUCUGCGGUGCUUGGGAUACCAAGAAACCAGGAAAUUCUCUAAUCAAAGCAUUUUAAUGGACUAUUUAUUAAAGUGCAUACAAACUCAGCAAUCCUAAUGUAGACCAGAAGCUGCAGUACACAAUGCUGAAAAAUAAAGUGAAAAGAAUGUCCGCCCAUCAAACUCUGAGACCCAGGAGUUUUAAGAGAAAGGAUUUCUGUGGGACUCAAAGAUGCCUCUGGAUUUGGAUUAGUCGACAGUUGAUCCAUAAGAGCAAAGACAAUUCAAGCAAAUCAACACAAUCGCUGUAGGCAGAGCCGGGACCAGCCUUGGUGGCUGGUGGGGAAACACAGCAGUGAUCGAGCCAUUCAGCCAUUCCGAGAGCCACAGGCUGUGUAGUGUACACCACCUAGAGCAUUUCUCUGAGACGGCUUCCCAUUCCUUGCUCAUGAUAUCAGAGGUGUCGGUAGACUACAUUUUUUUUCCCAGCAGCCAUAAAAUCAGUGAUGUUUCCCUCCAUAGUUGUCCAAAAGAGACAGCUGUGAUUCAGUUUCUCUUACUUAUUUUUAAUUGGGAACAAUCAACGAUUGCAAUACACGAAACCCAUAUUUUAAAGACAAUAUUUCUUCACAUGGCAGAUGCAAUCUAUUCUGCUCUAGGAGGUUGAGAAAGAUGGGGGAAGAAAGCCAAACCAAAUGGAUUAUUUUAGCUUUAGGGUCUUGUCUGCUUAUACUAUUGACUGAUCUGCAGUUUAGGAGAACACAUUUUCACAAUUAUGUUUCUUCAUAUGAAAACUAUAUUUAGUGGGCAACAACUAUUUUUAUGAUGGGGUAGGGGUACAUAAACAUGGGUAAAGUCUACACAUUGAACAGCUUUGUUCAAGAUGGUAGGGGUAUUUUUAGAGUGGCAAUAAUUGAAAAAAGGGCAAGUGCUGCCUUAGAGAGGUAGGCGAUAAGAAAUACAAAGGUGUUCAUAACUAUUUUGUAUUAUAAAAUGGGCCUUAGAGGUAAUAGGGAGAAGGAUAGGUUGUUUUGAAUCAACCAGAAAGGACAUGUUAAAGUCUGGAAGGCAGAGAAAGAAAAAGGGAGGGAGGGGAAAGAGUGGGGAAAUAAGGAAGUAAGAGAGAUUAUUUUUGCUGAGCAACCAGUGUUUUUCAGGAUGAUAAAGAGAAUAUUACAGAAAUUUAAGUUCAGGCUUGGAAUCAGCUACAAAUCCUAAAGAUGGGGUGUGUUGGUGUACACCUUUGUGCUCUUCUGUAAAGAGUGUAUGUUCACAAGGGUGUGGGUGUGCAAGUUCGUGUGUGUGUGUGUGUGUGUGUGUGUGUGUGUGUGUGUGUGGUUAAAUUUCUGGAUUGAUGGUGGCACCUGGGUGUACAGUUAUUUCCUCCAAAGCUGUUUGCCAGCUUCAGGAGUGAGUGAGAAUUUCUUUUUUAUGAAAAGGGAUAUACAGGCUCCGAGCUGAUUCAGUAUUUGUAAUAUGAAAUUGCCCUAACGUGGUAUUUGCAUGAGUCCCAAUUGCAGUGUUAAGCAGUUUUGUAAUUUGACAUGUAGGAAUGUACCCCGUUUAUUCUCAUACUUUGUAUUCAUGCUUAGUAUGCUGUAGGAGACACUAGCUUUACUCUCUGUCAUUUAAAGCAAUAUGUUAAGGGCAUUCACUAACUGGGAGCCCUACAUUUCUGGAUGAGAAAAUGUUCAAUUUCAGGCCAUGAGAAAACAAAACAAAACAAAAACAACUAACCAGCCUUCAUUAUUUUUCCUGUUUUAAAACUGGUUUUUUAACAAAAGCAAUAAUUAAACCAGACCUCACUAAAAUUCAGAUUUGUUUUCAUCCUAUUAUGUCAUAAGCUCUAAUAUGUUAUUCUAAUAAGUAGUAAUUCCACAGAAUUUAUAUGUAGUGUUAUAAACAUUAUGUUUGUCUUUCUAUUAGACUAGUGUUAACUUUGGGGGGAAAAUUUAUUCACAGAGAAGUGGCGGGCACUCUAAGUACAAUGAUGGAAGAAGGACGUUUGUCUGAGGAUUUCCAGCUGGAGGUCCCAGGUCCAGGCUGAGGUCACGGUGAUGGCUGGUGUUCAAAGGGGGGAGACACGGUAAGAACAGAGAAGGCGCUGCGUAGGCCCAAGCACUGGGACGAGGAUGGCUGGAGAGCUGGAGAGUGUUUUGGGAUGCACAAAAAGUACAGUGUGCUUCCUGUUUUCUGGACAGACCCGUGGAUUGGCUGGAGACUGCAGACACGAUG